GGGGGCCGCGCGGUGUCUUCCAUUGGCUUGGACGAUGAUGCGAGUGGCUCCAGACAUUUUCCUGCGGAUCGCAUAAUCUAAAACGGAUUAAAGGCAGCGCCUUGUAAUCAUGUCAGGGUCUGCAGCUCGUCACUGAUAUUCUGUCCAAUACACCCCACUGCUGCUGGAUAACACUAUAGAAGCUGUGCCCGGUCAUUAUCCCGUCCCGGAAUCCUGCACGGGCCUACUUUGUUUAUAAUCGUUCGUUUGCUUUUCAUUUAAAAUCAAGUUUGGGGGGGGGGUGGGAAAUAAACUCGAAGUUUGGACAUUCAUCGUGUGCAAAAGAUGGCGGAUACCAAAUCCAUUUACGAGAGAAGAUUUGAAGCUGCUGUCAGUGUUAUUCAGAGUUUGCCUAAAAACGGUUCAUUCCAACCAUCAAAUGAGCUCAUGCUGAAGUUUUACAGUUAUUACAAGCAAGCAACCUUGGGGCCCUGCAACACUGCCAGGCCUGGGUUCUGGGAUCCUAUUGGCAAGUACAAAUGGGAUGCUUGGAAUUCCCUGGGAGACAUGUCCAAGGAAGAAGCCAUGAUUGCUUAUGUUGAUGAAAUGAAAAAGAUACUUGAGUCUAUGCCGAUGACUGAGGAAGUAGAGAAACUACUUUGUGUUAUUGGACCUUUCUAUGAACUUGUGGAUGACAAAAAACAAUCAAUAUCCCCAUAUGCAAUCUCAUCAGAUCUUGGCAAUGUUCUCAGUUCACCUAUAAAUUGUAAUAAAAUGAAUGGAAAAGUUGAAGGCAAUGAUAGUGGUGCAGAAUCGGAACAGGGGGAAGAUGAUGAAGAUGCAACAGAUAAUGACCUUGAUGAUGAUAAAGUAGAGGCAAAUGAAGUAGAGAAACUGAGAACCAUAACACAGGAACCAGCAGAUGUGAAAUUAGAAGACGUGAAACCAGAAUCUGUAAUCUUCCAAAACACAGAGCUACCAAACACUUGUGUCCACAAUGGGCUUUUGGAUCCCCAGUUUGCUCUAAAACCAGGGGAUGGAGAAAAAGAAAAGGAUAUAAUGGUCCAUAAUGUACAACAGCCUGCAAUGAAUGGUGAAAUAGAUGGUGUGGAAAACCAAUACGAUGAGCAUUCAGGAGCUCAGCACCUUGCAAGUGAUUCAGAUAGUGAGGUUUAUUGUGAUUCAAUGGAACAGCUGGGAUUUGAUGAGAUUUUGGGAGCUGACUGCACUGUCAGUGACAAUUUUAACAGUUCUCAGAUGAUCUCAGAGUUUGAACACAGUCAGCUGUUAAACAACCACAGUAGUUGCAAAACAGAGUUGGAAUGUUCCAUAAAAUCUCAUAGGAAUGCUGGAACAAUAAGGCCACAGGAUUUGGGAAAAGGUGGUGUUACCCAUGGGGGUGAAGAGACAAAAUCAGGUGGAAGUGAUCCUCAGAAAGACAAAGUAAUCAGCAAAAGACCCGAGUUUCAUAUGCCCAGCAGAGGCCGAGGUAACAGGACUCAACAAUCUGGGGAGGUUUUUCAGCUUCCACAGCUGGGAAAUGGUGGUGACAAGGAGCGAAGAGGGUCAGAGCAAAAACAGAAAGGGAAUGUAAAUGAACAGAUUGCAGUAGCGGUCAUCAGGUUGCAGGAUGAUAUGCAGAGUGUGUUGGAACGGCUUCAUAUUUUGGAAGCAGCAGCCGCUACUCGGGCCAAGUCAGAAAAUGCCCAGCCAGAUUCUGCCCAUUGUGUAGAUAUUAAGGGUUCAUCAUGGUGGCCCUUUGAUGUGUCUGGCCGUACUAUAGCAUUUGCAGUUCUUUGGCCUUUUAUAGUGCAGCUCUUGGUACACUUUUAUUUUCAGAGGAAGAGAAAACUGAAAUAGGCAUUCACCUGGGAUUGCAAAGAUGCUCUUUAACACUACAGACUUGUGGAAUUGGACAAAAUAAGUGGUCUGUCAAGAUGGUUUCAUUUAUGCAUUCAGCAGUAUUUAGUCUUCAUUUUGUUUUAAUACUACCACGAAUGCAUACUAUACAUAACCAAAAUCUUUGGUACUACUGUUACUUGAACCAAAUAAUUACAUUCAUUGUGGAUGAAUUUAUUAAUUGUUGUAUUUUGAUUUUUAAUUCACGUUAGGUAACACUUUGCUGGCAUGCUAAACACUAUCUGACUGUCUAACUGCUUGAGGUAUAAUUAAAAUGGAUUUUAGGUGGAAAAUUAUAAAUUGAUUUUCUUCCCUUUUCCAAUAUUUGUAGCUGAAAGUCGGUUGGUAAGAAAAAAAUGUUGCAUUUUACAGUACCUCAACCAAUUUCAUGAUCAAUGUGAUUAAGGAGAUAAUGCAAAGUCAUUGAAGAACUGCGCGUGAUCUCAGUGGCUAGGUCGAUAUUCCCUCAACCACUGCUUCCAAAAAUUUUUCUGGUCCCUUCAAUUGGCAUUAGUGAGAUGUAUGAUAUGCACACAUUGGUCAGCAUGUUUGUCAGCAUAACAGCCACUGUAUUCAUAAUAAUCCAUUGCUUAUAAAGCAACUUUAGACAUCCUGAGAUGUGAUCAGACAAUGUGUAAAUGCAAGUACUUUUUUUCCUUUGUAUUGAUCAGUUAAUCUCAGGUCAAAAACAGCUGCCAGACAAGCAGUAAUGUUGAUCUAGAAUUUUUGUGAUUGGGCAGAGUAGUUUGAUCCAUUGAUCAGUUUGUUUCAGUGAUAUGUUGGAUCUGUCUUUUGGCAAAUGUUUUGAUUUUAACAAAAAGCCAUAAGUGGUAAACAUAGAAAAUGUUUUAUGACAGCAAAAUUUAAUUAUGUGAUUGGAGACAUACUGAGAAGAUAGUGUUUACAUGUCCUCUCUAAUGCACAUACCUUUAUUUUGUCAACUGUGAAGUCUAUUCAUAUCAUUGCUGUUAAUAGUUGUACAAAUUAUAGACUAUGAAACCAAGUGCAAUAUUUUUCAAUUGCAUUAUGUUAAAAUUGCAAAUUGUAGAAAAGUUAUCUAACAGAAAUUUAGUACUUAUUUUAAAAUGACUUGCGAUAACCAAUUUAUUAAAGCACACUUAAUAUUGAAAGCAUUUUUAUGAUUAUUAGAGUUCUGCCAAAAUCUUGGGACCCUGUUUAAGAUAACCAACAAGCAUGAAAAAGUCAUAGUUAUAGCUUGAAGCACAAUAAAGAAUAUUUUUAUCAUGAGCCACAAAUUUGCUGGAAAUGCUGUAUUUUUUUUUGACACUUCCAUAUAGGGUUUUGCUCUUUAAGAUAACUUCUUAGCCUGUUGUACCAGUUAUGGAAACAUUCAGCUUUUCUAACAUAAUUAGUGUGAUGAAAUAACUUUAAUCACCAUGCAAA
This is a messenger RNA of Pristis pectinata (smalltooth sawfish), 3282 nucleotides long. It is a transcript of the gene acbd5a, whose product is annotated as acyl-CoA binding domain containing 5a. The transcript is spliced from 12 exons. Lineage: Eukaryota; Metazoa; Chordata; Chondrichthyes; Rhinopristiformes; Pristidae. The coding region runs from base 325 to 1839 and encodes 504 amino acids. Gene Ontology annotation, biological process: fatty acid metabolic process; autophagy of peroxisome. Gene Ontology annotation, cellular component: peroxisome. Gene Ontology annotation, molecular function: fatty-acyl-CoA binding. The record is from RefSeq and is a predicted model, not a curated record.